AUGUCUGCAGUACAAGCGGGACUUGAUACGGCCGAGAUACUGGAAGCCAUCCUUUUGAAGCUCGACAACAAGACACUACUCCUCUUCCAGCGCGUGUCGAAGACGUUCAAGAAUGUUAUCGACGGCUCCAUUCACCUACAGCGAAAGCUCUUCUUCCAGCAAGCGGCCGCAGUGCCUCUCAUCCAAAGAGUCACACAGCAAGACGGGUGCUACAAUCCACUUCUAUCCAGCGGAUUGUGGGGUGACCGCACUCGCUCCAAAAGCUCCAUUCCUUGCGGUCACGAAAGAGGCUUCCGAAUCCUGAACGAUCGAAUCCCAGCAUACAGGUGGAAAAGCCGCCUCAUGAUGCUCAACCUCAAGAUUAAAAUCUUUCCGAAACGAUCCGACACGAGUGUUGGGAAGCGUGAGUCUGGAAACGAGAGCUGGCGCCGCAUGCACUUCUUCAAAGGGGGCUUCGGCGCUGACUAUGUCAAUGUUGAGUUCGUGGACGGGCAUGGGCGGACUCUGCGUUGGACUUUGGAGAUGGAGCUCCCUUUCGGCGGCUUGGCCGGUGAUCACAUCGAGCAGUUGAUCAAGAUGUCUCUGAGGUAUCCACAGCUUGCGUACCAAGAGGCAAGAUGA
Molecule: messenger RNA, 621 nt
Organism: Lecanosticta acicola
Lineage: Eukaryota; Fungi; Ascomycota; Dothideomycetes; Mycosphaerellales; Mycosphaerellaceae
Source: the annotation of a GenBank genome assembly